Molecule: messenger RNA, 831 nt
Organism: Triticum turgidum subsp. durum (durum wheat)
Lineage: Eukaryota; Viridiplantae; Streptophyta; Magnoliopsida; Poales; Poaceae
Source: the annotation of a GenBank genome assembly
AUGCCCUCGCAGACCACCAACACCCCGGAGGGCAGCGGCGGCGGCAUCACCAAGACUCGCGGCGCGCAGACGCUGCUCCCGCUCACCGUCAAGCAGAUUAUGGACGCGUCCCAGACCAACGACGACAAGUCCAGUUUCGUUGUCAAUGGCACCGAGGUGUCCACGGUUGGGGCUGGCUGCAGUGCAAGUGCAAGGAUUGUGCAGUCAUGUACUGACGUGAAGGUUAGGCUUGUAGGACGCAUGAUGAAUAAGGCAGAGCGGAUCACAGAUGUACGAUUCAUUCUUGAUGAUGGUACAGGCAGGAUAGAAGUGAAUCGCUGGGCAAAUGAGACAUCGGACAAUACAGAAAUGGGUUUAGUCAAGGAUGGUGACUAUGUUAUUGUCAAUGGUGGACUGAAAGCCUUUCAAGGGAAGCGUCACAUUGUUGCUUAUUCCGUGCGGCUUGUAACCAACUACAAUGAUAUAACACAUCACUUUCUGUACUGCAUUUAUGUGCAUUUGGAUCUUGCCAAGGCUAAGAAAUCUGCGACGCAGCCCCAAGUAACUGCUAAUGCAUCAACAUGGAACCAAGCUCCACCCCCUAAUAAUCAGGCCCCAACACUAUCUGCAUCUGGGAAUGCUGGUGGGCAAGAGUUAACUGAUAUGGUCAUGAAUGUUUUUCAUGACCCAGUGCUUGUAAACCUGGACCAUGGAGUUAGUAUCGCACAGGUUGCAAGCCGUCUUAACAUAUCAGAUGCAGUUGCCAGGUCGACUGUUGCACAUCUUAUUGAUCUUGGCAACCUCUAUCCAACUAUCGAUGACAACCAUUACAAGUCUACACUGAAUGGUUGA